Molecule: messenger RNA, 648 nt
Organism: Lolium rigidum
Lineage: Eukaryota; Viridiplantae; Streptophyta; Magnoliopsida; Poales; Poaceae
Product: auxin-responsive protein SAUR32-like
Exons: 1
Coding region: 1-492 (163 amino acids)
Biological process (GO): response to auxin
Source: RefSeq, a predicted model, not a curated record
AUGGCAGCCGCAACGGAGAAGGGUGGGAGGAGGAAGAGCCUGGCGUCGAGGACGCUGGAGCGGUGCAGGUCAGGGCUCACGAGCGCCGCCGGGAAGCCGUCCACGGUGGCGGGGUGCUUCUCGGUGUACGUGGGGCCGGAGCGGGAGCGGUUCGUGGUGCGCGCCGACCGUGCCAACCACCCGCUCUUCCGGCGCCUCCUCGACGACGCCGAGCGCGAGUAUGGCUACGCGGCGCAGGGUCCCCUCGCGCUGCCCUGCGCCGUCGACGCCUUCCUCGACGUCCUCUGGCACAUGGACAACGACCGCGAUGGCGGAGAUAGCGUGGUUGCGCGGACGUCUCCGAUCUGCGGCCUCCAGCGCGGCGGCGGCGGAGGCAACAAGGGCCGGGCGGCGGGGCAUCGGGUGCUCAGCACGGCCAAGUCGUCGCCGGCCUCCUUCUUCCUCUCGUCCACGGCUUCUCUGGCGACGACGACGGAUGGCAAGAGGAGGUGAUCGAGCGAGCUGCUAGUAUCUGCGCGUGGUGCGUCGACCAGUACGUAAUCUUCAUGUACUUAGUCUCUCUCACGCAUAGAGCUUAGCUGAUUUAGGUUGAUCGGAGUCAAGAGAGGAACAAGAUCUCUCUAUGCAUCAACGCAUGCAUGCAAGCGU